AUGGCGAGAGUGAAGGCGAAUGAGGCAUACAAGCGAUACGUUGAGCUAGGCAAGGAGAAGCUGGAUCUACCGGAAUUUGAGGUUACGUCUAAGGGUUACUUGGUGCCGUUUGUUGGGGAGGUCUACUGCCGUGCUGAAGGAUGCGAAAAUGUGACCAAGUUUGUCUCCCUCAACAAUCUCAAGAAGCAUAUUCGGACGAAGCAUACCCAUACCUAUGACUUGUUGGAUGGUGAAAGUGGUGGGCGCCCUGACCAAGAGGCAGAGUCUGCAGCAGUCAAAUUCUAUAAGGCGGUUAUCGAGAAAUUUGACGCCAAACAGUCUGCCCCUGCCCUUCCCCCUCUUCCACGCCGCCGUGAUGGUGAUGUCCAUAUGACUGAGAUGAGACGUCUGGUCCGCCGCAUGGGCCAUAUGGUCCCUUGUGAGAGUUGCAAGGAUGCAGGCAAGGCUAAGUUGUGCUGCAAGUAUAAUAAGUGUCAGCACUUUGCACUUUUUAAUAGUGGUGACCAGGAAGAGUCCUCUCAAGAAGAGGCGUCUGAUAAAAGUGAUGAUGAAGAUUGA
Molecule: messenger RNA, 558 nt
Organism: Aspergillus chevalieri
Lineage: Eukaryota; Fungi; Ascomycota; Eurotiomycetes; Eurotiales; Aspergillaceae
Exons: 7
Coding region: 1-558 (185 amino acids)
Source: RefSeq, a predicted model, not a curated record